Dermacentor silvarum is the source of this 2381-nucleotide messenger RNA. RefSeq lists its product as uncharacterized. Lineage: Eukaryota; Metazoa; Arthropoda; Arachnida; Ixodida; Ixodidae. The transcript is spliced from 12 exons. The record is from RefSeq and is a predicted model, not a curated record. Bases 1 to 1773 code for a protein of 590 amino acids.
AUGGCUUCCAUGUCGAGAGCGACUGCCUACCGUCGCAUCAGCCACGCCGUGCAGGCCGAUGUGCACGCAAUAUUGGCAGCUGCUGGCGAGCAUAUUAACGCAGGGAAUAUUUCUGGUGUCGCUUCCGCCUCCUUUCGGCCAGUGGAAGUUCCCGAACCAUCUCCGAACCUUUCGCUUGGCCAAGUUGCGAGUCGCGGCAUUGGUGGCGGGGCGCAGGAAGUUUGCGAUGUGGACCAGACUGGUGACAGCAGUCAUAGUGAUCACAGCUUGCCCGUGGAACCCGAAAACUUGCUUGACAGGCGCCACAGAAGCCUUACGCAGCAGGAUGCCCCAUUCGUGUGUGACCUGAAAAGCGUGCUCCAAGAAGGCCUGACACUAGGAGGUGACCCCUUUGUCGUGGUGUCUUUUCCUGAAGAGGAGGACAGCUUGGCCAUCAUUCACAAGUCAUGGCUGAAAGAAGACCACCGCUCUACAUUUUGGCCAAUAGAAAGAAACCCUGGAAAACGGCGAAAACUAACGAUGCAAGGCGCUAAACCAACAGGGUCCUGGAUUGAAGUGCAGUGCAUCGUCAAACGCUGGGCUAAUACCUAUGAGAAGGCACAAGACAAGCUUAAUUCCCUCCAGUACUCAUCUGACACUAACAGUGAAAGAGAAUUGGGACGGGGCAAAAGGAAGCGGCAACGUGCGAUGCGUUUUGGAGAUGACGAGGACAACAGCAGCACAGACUACGGUGACAGUGAUGAAUACGUCCAACCAAGGGCACCGACACCACCUCAACCAUUAUCCACAGGUAAGGCUGAGGUUGUCACCAUGCUAUUAAUUAGAAAUACCAUCAUCUAUGCCUUUCGAGAGAAGGCAGUAUAUGGAAGCACAAGUGCCUGCUACAAGGUCACACACGAAUACACAUGUGCUCGGUAUGUAAUUCAUAUGCAAUGUUAUAUGUUCUUAAUGUUGCUGCAGUUCGGUGUUUGCUUUUUGCUUAUGCAUUCUGCGGCGAGGUUGAGCGUAAACCAUGGCGUCUUUGUUUUAGAUGCUUUGCACAGGUCGGAAGCUGCCAGCUCAUUCACAGAAUUGCAAACUCGUGGCUCAUCGAAUAUACCAGUAUCUGCGUCCCUUGCUGGAGUUACAAGGCCACACACGGAACCACACGUACUUGAUGCUUUAUGCAGGCCUCCUCCGCCCCACGCUGAAGUUGCCAGCUUCACAGAGUUGCAACCUCUUGAUUCAUCGUACAGGCCAGUAUCCACAUGUGUGACUGGAACUACAAGGUUGCACGCAGACCCACAAGUGCUCGCCUUCAUGGAAAGGAUAUUACAAAUACUGAAUGGUAUUAAGCAGACCCAGCAGGCCCAUUCACAAUAUCUUAAUGAGCUGCUCAGCAAUGCAGACAGUGCUCCGUCGCACCCUUGUCACCUCCCAGAGUUGCCUUUUUCGGAUGUGGCAGACGUGCUCGACUAUGAGAAAAAACUACAGACAGACAAACAAGCUCAACAUCAGAUGAAGAAGCACAUGGCUGUCCAAGGAGGGGACUCAACAAAACAGAAAACAACACGCAUACUACAGUCCCUCCUGAGCUGGAAUGCUGCAAUCAGCUUCAGCUGGUUUGGUGCGAAGGGGAAAAAAAAAUUCUCCGAGCUGCAUCUGUGCAAGCUUAUGUGUGGCACAUUGACUAAUGACGCAAGACACCCAGAUGCCACGCUAAAGGAUGUCGAGAGGGCCGCCAUGACGUGGUUCCGCCAUGCUGCCGAGCGGCUUGCUGCGCAACAAACAUAAUUGUUUUCAACGUCAAGUAUGAUCCUGCUAAAAGUCAGUUUCUGGUUGCAGAUUUUCUGCAUUGCUUGUAUGAACAUUUGUUUUCUUUUUUCACCAGUGUUUCGUUCCUUCUUUUCUUAUUAGUUAUGUUCGCCACAUUCAGUUCCAUCAUUUUUUUAUGUGUUGUUUCCUGUGCCUAACUGAAAUUCUUAUUUCCUGAAACUGAAUUUCUUUACUGUUACACACAGCCUGCGCUGCCUGCUUAACACUCUUCUAUAGUAGUGUGGAAUUAAGAGCUAAGAGAGCACAAUUAACAGUAAUUAACUAUUGGUGCAACUGGGCACACUAUUGUACAAUGUUUAAAAAGUGCACAGCAACAUACACAGAAGCACCUUAGCAAGUAAAUACAACUUUGAUUCUGCACUAUUAGAUGGGAGUUAAGCAGGCUGUGCAGGCUGUGUGCGCCAAUAAAGAAAUUAGGUUUCAGGAAAUCAAAAUUUCAGUUAAGCACAGGAAACAACAGAGCAGAAAUAAAAUGAUUAUUUUAAACUUUGUAUAAAUAGUUCCUGUGAGGAGAAUGUUUUAAUUAUAUGUGUUCAUUUUAUACAUGGGAUGUGUGCAAUAAAAAU